AACAGGGCCCCGACUAUGGAUAGGUAUCGGUAUAUUUUUCCACAAUAUAUAAACACACGUGAGUUCAGAAGAUUAUCUAGUUAUAGGAAGCGGGCUGAAACUCAUACAGAAAAAGAAACUCCAAUCUCAAUUAAGCUGGCCCAGAUGAUGCGUUACACUGUGACUUUAUGUUUACUAUUGUGCCCGCUCGUAUAUGGGGCAGAUGGGGCGCCGGAAGAUAGCGAUGAAGUUAUCAGAGAACGUUUCGAAGCUUUGGACUGUACCAACACUACAUGCUACAACAUCAAAACUGAAGGAGAUGAUUUAGUAUCGUGGUAUCAGUAUUCACAGUCCUCAUGUAAACGUAAUGGAAUGACACCAGCUAAACCGCCAGACGAAGAAACAGCGAUGUUCCUCAUGGACUUGGCAAACAGGACGAUAACUAAUAACUCUUAUGUGUGGCUUGGUCUCUCUCAAGAAGAGACAGUAAAUUCAUCAGCUUUCAGUAAUCUUUGGCGUGAGUCCCAACCACAAACAGUAGAACACGGAAAAGUCAGAAUGAACGGUGAAGACGGCUACAAGUGGGAGAUAGCCGAUCCGAGUAGCAAGGGUUGGACGCUGUGCGAAAUUCCCAAAGGUAUUAUGUUCAAAAUCUCCUGA
Messenger RNA from Limulus polyphemus (Atlantic horseshoe crab), 639 nucleotides. RefSeq lists its product as uncharacterized. Lineage: Eukaryota; Metazoa; Arthropoda; Merostomata; Xiphosura; Limulidae. The coding region runs from base 16 to 639 and encodes 207 amino acids. The record is from RefSeq and is a predicted model, not a curated record. The transcript has 3 exons.